Neltuma alba is the source of this 1434-nucleotide messenger RNA. RefSeq names its product elongation of fatty acids protein 3-like. The coding region runs from base 145 to 1014 and encodes 289 amino acids. Gene Ontology annotation, molecular function: fatty acid elongase activity. The record is from RefSeq and is a predicted model, not a curated record. NCBI's taxonomy places the organism in Eukaryota, Viridiplantae, Streptophyta, Magnoliopsida, Fabales, Fabaceae. Gene Ontology annotation, cellular component: endoplasmic reticulum membrane. Gene Ontology annotation, biological process: very long-chain fatty acid biosynthetic process; fatty acid elongation, saturated fatty acid; fatty acid elongation, polyunsaturated fatty acid. The transcript has a single exon.
UUGGAGAAACCCCUAACUAGCUUUCUACCAGAUGCCGCUCCCUUCUCUCUAGACAAGUGCCGCUUUAAUCUCUCAAAAAAUCCCUUUUUCUUUCUCUCUCUCCGCCGCAGACGGUGGUGGUGCCGCCUUAUUAUUUCAUAAAAAAUGAGUCAGAUUUUCUCAGCCAUUGAGUACUACCUGGUGAAGCAACCUUCCAUUGAGAACUUCACGUGGAUUCCCAACAAAACCCUAGCUUCAUCUCCUCAAUUUCUCGUCUUCACCGUCUUCUGUUACCUCUCUUUCACCUUCUUCCUCUCUCGUCUCUCUCUCCCUCCUGUUCCUCAGGUCAUCCUCAAACCCAUCACCGCCAUCCAUAGCACCGUCCUUCUCCUCCUCUCCUUCGUCAUGGCCCUCGGUUGCAUCCUGUCCACCAUAUCCCAUGCACCUCACUUCCAGUGGAUAAUCUGCUUCCCGCCGAACACCCCUCCCUCCGGCCCCGUUUUCUUCUGGGCCUACGUCUUCUACCUCUCGAAGAUUCUAGAAUUCAUCGACACUCUCCUGAUCAUCUUGUCAAACUCCAUCCAACGCCUCACGUUCCUCCACGUGUACCACCACUCCGCCGUCGUCGUCAUGUGCUACAUUUGGCUCCAGACGUCUCAGUCGCUGUUCCCGUUGGUGCUCGUGACCAACUCCUCCGUGCACGUGCUAAUGUACGCCUAUUACUUAUCGUGCGCACUUGGGGUUCGUCCCAAGUGGAAGAAGCUCGUGACAGAUUGCCAGAUCGUUCAGUUCUACUCCAGCUUCGUCGUUUUGAGCCUUAUGCUGUUCUACCACUAUUCCGGGUCGGGUUGCUCCGGAGUUUGGGGCUGGAGCUUCAAUGUCGUUUUCUAUGCCUCGCUUUUGUUUCUGUUUGUUGACUUCCAUAAGAAGAAUUACGGGUCGAACUCGAAGAAGAUGAUGAUGGCCUGUGACGAGGAUGACGACAAUUACAACGUUAAAACUUGGAAGCCUUUGAUUUAUAGUAUUCCCAAGUAGAAAUCAUCAUCACAAAAUUAAUUUUAAAAAAGAAAAGACUCAAUCUGUGGAGGAAAAAAAAGAAAGAAUAUAUUAUGAGAUAAACCAGUUUUUCUUAUUUCUUGAUGGUAAGUAUGAAAGGGACAGUGAUGAUGGGUAUUGGGUCAAGUUAAGUUUCAUGUUGUUUCUUAUAAUUCGUCUGUGAUCUGUCUUUUCUUUCCUUUUCCUUUUUCUUUUUUAUUUCCUCUUUUGUGGAAUAUUGUUAUUUGGCCAAUUUCAACUUAUAUAUUACAUGCAUGCAUUCACAUGGUGAAAGGAGUAGUUUGAAGAAACCAUAUAAUUUUGUUUUAAUUAAUUAAAUGUAGCUCUUUUGUGUGUUUUGCAUGGGAUGAUCUAUGAUAAGCUGAAUUGUUAAUUAAUUAUAAUUUGAAUUUUUAUGGA